AUAUUUUUACAAAUAAGCAUCUUUUGGUGUCAAUAAUGAUCUGAAACAUCCCGAAACAAAGGUUGUCGUAAAUGUUUACAUCACGUGACACCAGCAACAUGGCGGCAACCAUGAGAAGGGCCGUCACACAAGUGACUGAUGUUGUUUUUCCCGUUUCCAGAGCUUCAAAAGAUGGCCAGCAACAUCAUAUAUUGAACUCAGGUAAUGAAUAUAUGUCCAACCUCCCACUGCAGAUGUCUCUAUACUUCAAUGUGUUUUAUUAUCCCAUCUGGCUGGUCACUGCUGUUGUCAUGCUGGAGGCCAAGUACUUAGCCUUGGACACCUUGUACCAGAUUAUCCUGAUAGCGGUGCUGGUUGUGAUGACCAUUGUGGAAGCCAUCCGCCUCUACCUGGGAUAUGUAGGAAACUUGACAGAGAAGGUUCCAGAACUUGCUGGCUUCUGGCUGUUGACUUUACUCCUACAACUUCCACUGAUCAUGUUCCUGCUGUUCAAUGAAGCAGCCGUCUUGUUACCUCUGGAGAGGGCCAUGCACAUUGUGAUGUUUGUCUUUAUCUUGUUUGAGGGUGUGUGCGGGUACUUUGCCAUAAGAAUCAUGGUGAACUACCAAGUGACAAAAUUCCACAUGCAGCAGUUCACGGAGUUGGAGGACCUGGGGUAUGAAAAGGAUGACUAGUGCACAAGUUGAUUUCUUUA
Lingula anatina is the source of this 694-nucleotide messenger RNA. Its product is annotated as transmembrane protein 17B. Gene Ontology annotation, biological process: non-motile cilium assembly. The record is from RefSeq and is a predicted model, not a curated record. Gene Ontology annotation, cellular component: ciliary transition zone. Lineage: Eukaryota; Metazoa; Brachiopoda; Lingulata; Lingulida; Lingulidae.